This is a messenger RNA of Macrosiphum euphorbiae (potato aphid), 2562 nucleotides long. The record is from the annotation of a GenBank genome assembly. Lineage: Eukaryota; Metazoa; Arthropoda; Insecta; Hemiptera; Aphididae.
AUGGUUUAUAGUAAAAAGCUUAGUGGAGCAGAAAACCGAAAACGCUCACAUGCAAAAAGUGAAGCUCAAGCCAAAAUUAUUUCAAAAACUGCUAAAUUACAAACAUAUUUUAGGUGCCCAGAUAGACAGCCUAACCAAAUUGAAAAUGAAGUAAAUAAUACAAGUAAAAUUGAUCAUAGCUGUACUGUUAAGGAAGAUAAUCUAUCUAAUCCAGACGAUCUAAUUUUAUCAAAUAACAGCAGUACCGAAACUAGUAAAACUAAAUUGUCUACAGAAUCUAAAGAAAUAAAUAAUACACCAACACCAUGUUUGUCCAUGCACGAAGAUAAUAGUCUUCUUAAAAAAUGUAUCAUUCCUGAAAAUGACCCUGCCAAUUGGAUGAAAAAUCAAGAAACGAUAGAUUAUUUAUCAAUAAAUGGAUUCAAUCAAAAUUUGGAGUACAAUAAUUUCCAUAAAUCAAAAAGAACUUAUAAUCGAAUAAUUGGUGGUGUUAGACAUACUCGUUUUCGAUAUUUGUCAAAAAGUUUUUUUGUAUCUACUCUUGUUAAUGGUGAAAAAAUUAAAAGAACAUUUUUGGUUUACUCAGAGAGUAAAGGAUCAAUAUUUUGUGCACCCUGCUACUUAUUUGGUGGUACUACAUCGUUUGCCACAGUUGGCUUUUCAGAUUGGAAAAAAGGAGAAGAAAAAAUUAAGCGUCAUGAAAAUUCAAAAAACCACAAAUUGUGUGUAAUUAAAAUGAAAGAGAGAGGAGAAGUAUUAAAUCGAAUUGAUCAAAAGCUGAAGUAUCAAGUAGAAACGGAAAUAAGUUAUUGGAAAAAUGUAUUGACUAGAGUUGUAGCUGUUGUUAAAUCACUUUCUUCUCGUGGACUGUCCUUUAGAGGUGAUGAUGACCAUUUUGGAUCUGUUCAUAAUGGGAACUUCAUGAUGAGCUUAGAGCUUAUUGCUCAAUUCGAUCCUUUUUUAGCACAGCAUAUUGAAAAGUUUGGCAAUAAAGGAAAAGGUUCAACAUCAUACCUAUCUUUUAAUAUAUAUGAGCAGUUCAUAAGUAUAAUGGCAGAUAAAGUUUUACAACAAAUGGUAAAAGAAAUAAAGGCAGCUAAAUAUUUUUCCAUCAGUAUUGAUUCUACUCCUGACAUUAGCCAUGUAGAUCAACUAUCAUUUAUUUUUCGGUAUGUUCAAAAUAAUGGCAGUCCGGUAGAAAGGUUUUUAGGGUUUUUACCCAAUUCUGGUCAUAAAUCUGAAGAAUUAGCAGAUGCUGUAUUUUUAGUUUUAGAAUCGCAUGGAUUAGAUAUAAACAACUGCCGUGGUCAAAGUUACGACAAUGCAUCUAACAUGUCUGGUAUGUAUACAGGACUUCAAGCUCGCAUCAAAGAAGUUAAUCCUUUAGCUACAUUUGUAUCAUGCUCGGCACACAGUUUAAAUCUUGUUGGUGAAUGCGCUGUAGACUGUUGUAGAAAUGCUUCUGAAUUUUUUAAUCUGCUUCAAAAUAUCUAUAAAUUUUUCAGUUCUUCUACACAUAGAUGGGAAAUACUUCAGAACAAUUUAACUAAAACAGAAAAUGUAUCACCUAAAAAACUAUCAGAUACCAGGUGGUCAGCAACAUCUGAUGCAAGUAUUAGUUUAAACAAAAAUUGGAAUGAAAUAAUUAAUGCACUGUCUUUUAUAAAAAAUGAUAAAUCAGAAAAAUCAAUCACAAAAUCAGAAGCUAAUGGACUAUAUUUAAAAUUAGACUGUCUUGAAACAGCUAUUAUGGCCACAUUAUGGGGUGAUAUACUAGAAAGAUUCAACAAAACUAGUAAACAGUUGCAGUCAGUUGAGAUUGAUUUAGAAACAGUGGUAUGUUUAUACGAAUCGUUAAUUCAAUAUGUAUUAGAUUUAAGGAGUAUGUUUGAUAUCUAUGAAGAGAGAGCAAUUAAUAAAUCCGGACACAAAACAUAUCAAAAAAUACGCAAAAGAAAAAGAAAAUUAACUGCAGAUGAAAAAAGAGAAGGAGAAAUAAAUUUUGAAAUUCGAGACUCUUUAAGGAUUAAUACUUAUUACGCUAUUAUUGACAAUCUACAUUCUGAACUAGAAAAAAGAAAGUUCUACUAUGAUGAAGCCAAUAAAAAAUUUAACUUUCUAUUUCAAAUAAUAAAAUUAUCACCAUCAGAAGUUUAUAAAAAAGCAGAAAUACUUCAAAAUAUAUAUACAAAUGAUCUUUCGUCUUCAUUUGCUAACGAGUGUAUACAAUUUAGAAGCUAUUUAAUGAGCUUAACUGAAAACAUAAGACCUAAAACUGUAAUGGAUAUUUGUAAACUGAUCAGAACUGAAAAACUUCAAGAACUGUUUCCUUACGUAGAUAUAGCAUUAAGGAUGUAUUUAUGCUGUCCAACAUCCAAUUGUUCAGCCGAGAGAUCAUUUUCAGCAUUAAAGAGGGUUAAAUCUUAUUUGAGGUCGAGAAUGACUGAUGAUCGUCUUAAUAGGUUAGCAAUCUUGUCGAUUGAAUCUAUACUUACCAUGAAUAUGAGCUUUAAUGAAAUUAUAAGUACAUUUGCAAAACAAAAUUCACGAAGAAAACUAUAA